Messenger RNA from Cucurbita moschata (crookneck pumpkin), 1588 nucleotides. RefSeq lists its product as uncharacterized. The record is from RefSeq and is a predicted model, not a curated record. Bases 109 to 1293 code for a protein of 394 amino acids. The transcript has a single exon. NCBI's taxonomy places the organism in Eukaryota, Viridiplantae, Streptophyta, Magnoliopsida, Cucurbitales, Cucurbitaceae.
UUCUCUCUCAACUUCGUUCAUUCCAUGCUCUCAAAUUCAAAAUUCUCACAAUCUGAUUCAGUUUCUCUGAUUUUGAUUCAAUUUUGAGCUCUUCUUGUUGAUGUAAGGAUGCCUGCUACUGAUUUUCAGAGUUCUUCGUUGCCGUUUACCAACAUUGGCCGUUCGAUCUUCAGUCUCCGCCGUGAUCAAGUUCAUUCCAUGGAGAGCAGCGCUCAUGAUGGCGUCUCCUUCGUUUCCGAUCUCGAUUUCUUCCAGAAGCAGGUCACUCAACGGUUUCAGGAUUUGUCGUCGGUUUCUUCUGAGGAGAUUUUGUCGCUCUCGUGGAUUAGGAAGGUUUUGGAUGCUUUUAUUUGUUGUCAGGAGGAAUUUAAAAUCAUUUUGUUUGCUCGGAAGGCGGAAAUGUGUAGACUGCCGAUGGAUAGGAUGGUUUCGGAUUACUUGGAGCGGAGCGUGAAGGCGCUUGAUGUUUGUAAUGUGAUUAGAGAGGGGAUUGACCAGCUGAGGCAGUGGCAGAAGUUGUUGGAGAUUGUGCUUAGUGCUUUGGAUGAUUCUAGUCACAAGAAGACUCUUGGUGAAGGCCAAUUUCGCCGUGCCAAGAAGGCUUUGAUAGACUUGGCGAUUGCAAUGCUCGAUGAAAAUGAUGCCAAUUCUCCGGCUAUUGCACAGAGAAACCGUUCUUUUGGACGCAGUAAUGGUACCAGAGACAACAGAUUCUUGGGGCAUUUCCGUUCGCUUUCAUGGAGCGUUUCGCGUUCGUGGUCGGCCGCUAGGCAGCUUCAGGCCAUUGGGAGCAAUUUGACUGCACCGAGGGCGAAUGAGACUAUGGCUACCAAUGGCCUGGCAGUCCCUGUUUUUACAAUGAACAUGGUAUUGCUGUUUGUAACGUGGACUCUGGUAGCGGCGAUUCCUUGCCAGGACCGUGGCUUAAAUGUUCAUUUUUCGUUGCCCCGGCAGUUCGCAUGGGCGGCGCCAAUGCUUUCACUUCACGAUCGGAUUUUGGAAGAAUCGAGAAGGCGGGAAAGAAGAAAUGCUUGUGGGUUGUUGAAGGAAAUUCAUCAGAUCGAUAAAUUUGCGCAUAUUAUGAAUGAAUUGGCUGAUACAGCACAGUUCCCCUUGACGAAUGAUAAGGAAGAAGAGGUGAGGCAAAGAAUGCAGGAGCUAUCUCAAAUUUGUGAAACUUUGAAGAUUGGUUUGGAUCCUCUGGAACGGCAGAUCAGAGAGGUGUUCCAUCGAAUUGUACGCUCAAGAACGGAAGGGCUUGAUUUUUUAGGACGAGGAAAUAACCAUGAAUAGAAAAUAUCAGAUUGUUGCACAGAUUACAAAACAUCUUCAUAGUUGGCUUCCAGAGUUGUGAGAAGUUUGAACAAUGGACGAGUGAAAUAAACGAAAGGGUAAGAGAAAUUUCUUUGUAGAAUCAGUGUGUAGUCCACAGUGAAAUUAGAUACGGAAUGGACUCUCACAUUCCUCAAGCUUGUACCAUUAAUUUUCUGUCUGUGUUACAUCUUCGUUGAUGUAGCUGUUCUCUGUGAUAUUUAUAGCAUGGUAAAUACAAACAAUUUGUGUUGGGGUAGGAAUAUCUUUUGAUAAA